Cydia strobilella is the source of this 4969-nucleotide messenger RNA. It is a transcript of the gene eRF1, whose product is annotated as eukaryotic peptide chain release factor subunit 1. Gene Ontology annotation, cellular component: cytosol; translation release factor complex. The record is from RefSeq and is a predicted model, not a curated record. NCBI's taxonomy places the organism in Eukaryota, Metazoa, Arthropoda, Insecta, Lepidoptera, Tortricidae. Bases 674 to 1840 code for a protein of 388 amino acids. The transcript is spliced from 9 exons. Gene Ontology annotation, biological process: cytoplasmic translational termination. Gene Ontology annotation, molecular function: sequence-specific mRNA binding; translation release factor activity, codon specific.
UUAUAACAAAUUUUUCUUUCAUUUCUCCGACGGUCGACGAGGCGUUCGUUCGAUCGUUUGGUCACGUCAUCUUUUUUAUCUUGUAAUGACUGAUUUUUGCGUCCCACAUGCUUAGGGGUAAUCGAAUUAAGAAGAAAUCCAAGAAUCCCCGCACUAGAAGAAAAUUUCGAGUGACCGCGGACGUAAAUGUGAACUAGAAAGUGUGUGAACGGAGUCGCGAGGUGUCUCGUCCGUCCGGUUCGAUCUGGAUUUUAGCAGUUUGAACCGCGAGUCGGACUUCCUUUUCCCCGUUAAUCAUUAAUUUUAAAGUUUGGUGGUGUAUUUAAAGACUUAUUUAUUUAUUAUUGUCCGUUAUUCGGAGUGUUUUAGUGGUGUAAUCCUUUUAUAAGUCGCGUAUCAAGAUGUCUGAAGAGUCGUCCGCCGAUCGUAAUGUCGAAAUAUGGAAGAUCAAGAAGCUCAUAAAGAGCUUGGAGAUGGCCAGGGGCAAUGGCACAUCCAUGAUAUCCCUCAUCAUCCCGCCCAAGGACCAGAUCUCACGCGUGUCCAAGAUGUUGGCCGACGAGUUCGGCACCGCGUCCAACAUCAAGUCGCGCGUCAACCGCCUGUCCGUGCUCGGCGCCAUCACGUCCGUACAGCACAGGCUCAAGCUCUACACUAAAGGUACACACCCAACAUGUCGGCCGACCAGUUUGGCACCGCGUCCAUCAUCAAGUCGCGCGUCAACCGCCUGUCCGUGCUCGGCGCCAUCACGUCCGUACAGCACAGGCUCAAGCUCUACACUAAAGUGCCUCCAAACGGCCUAGUGAUCUACUGCGGCACCAUCGUCACCGAAGAGGGCAAGGAGAAGAAAGUCAACAUUGACUUCGAGCCGUUCAAGCCCAUCAACACCUCGCUGUACCUGUGCGACAACAAAUUCCACACGGAGGCGCUCACGGCGCUGCUGGCUGAUGACAAUAAGUUCGGAUUCAUCGUCAUGGAUGGUAACGGCGCGCUGUUCGGUACACUGCAGGGCAACACUAGAGAGGUGCUUCACAAGUUCACGGUAGACCUACCGAAGAAGCACGGUCGCGGUGGUCAGUCUGCGCUGCGUUUCGCGCGUCUCCGUAUGGAGAAGCGACACAACUACGUGCGGAAGGUGGCCGAGGUGGCCACGCAGCUAUUCAUCAGCGCCGACCGCCCCAACGUGGCCGGCCUCAUCCUGGCCGGUUCUGCUGACUUCAAGACGGAGCUCAGUCAGUCCGACAUGUUUGAUCCUCGCCUGCAAGCCAAGAUCAUUAAGCUGGUGGACGUGUCGUACGGAGGAGAGAACGGUUUCAACCAGGCCAUCGAGCUGGCGGCCGAGUCGCUGCAGAACGUCAAGUUCAUUCAGGAAAAGAAACUCAUCGGACGGUACUUCGACGAGAUCUCCCAGGACACGGGCAAGUACUGCUUCGGUGUGGACGACACGCUGCGCGCGCUCGAGCUCGGCGCCGUCGAGACGCUCAUCUGCUGGGAGAACCUUGACAUACAGAGAUACGUCCUCAAGUCGCACGCAACCAACCAGGAGACCAUCUUGCAUCUUACGCCGGAGCAGGAGAAGGACAAGUCACACUUCACCGACAAAGAGAGCGGGGUGGAGCUGGAGCUGGUGGAGUGCCAGCCGCUGCUGGAGUGGCUCGCCAACAACUACAAGUCGUUCGGCGCCACGCUCGAGAUCAUCACCGACAAGAGCCAGGAGGGCAGCCAGUUCGUGCGCGGCUUCGGAGGCAUCGGCGGUCUCCUCCGCUACAAGGUCGACUUCCAAUCGAUGCAGCUCGACGACGAGGAGAUCGACAACAUCUAUGACAUCGACGACUACUAGACCGUCCAGAACACCAACGAGUCAACUGACUACUUUCAAACCUUAUUCUAGCGCAGCCAUACUCAAACUUAAUUUUAUUUUAACAGCAAUGUCUGUAAAAUCUAUCACAAAGUUUAGAAAUAAAUGAAAAAUGGAAAAAUUCACUGUCUCGGGCGAAGAGCGAAGUCUUGAUAGGUCAGUUCGCAGAGCGAUGGGCUAGUGAUUCAGAGUCACGAGUUCAAGUGAACUCAUUGUGAAGACAGUGAAUUUUUCAACUUUUCAUUUAUUUCUAGACUUCAUACUUAACCUUUUUGUAUUAGGGCCACAGACGGUUUUGUCUUGUAGCCCCGGGCCGCAAAAUAAAUUUGCUACAGAUGUAGUGCAUAAUUAUUUUACAUCGUAUUUUCACGGAAACGUACGAACGUGUCUAAAUUGCUAUUUCAAUCAGUCUCGGUACAAAAAGUACUGACAAAUAACGUUUCCGAGAAAAUACGAUGGAUAACAAUUACGCACUACAUCUGUACUUAUAUUACUUUUAUUAUAGGAUGCCAAGGUUAUGUAUCUAUACCGGGAUCACCUGGCUGACCACCUAAUGCCUGCGGGCUACAUGCGGCUCGCACGUCGAGUAUGACUCUACUAGCGUAAUAGUUUUGGUCAGUUGAUGUUAGUACAAUAGUUCCUCCGUCCACUGUGUGUAAAGUACGAUCAAGAUUCACUGCUACUCGUUCUUUACACAAUGAAGUUAAAAUAAUAAGUCCCAUGCUAGCUGAUAGAUGCGCCGUCUCUAUCGCUCAUUAGAACGCGUAAACAAAAGUAAGUAAUAUUAAUCGGCCGGUAAAACCAAUGUGUUGUAAACAUUUAACGUGUUCCUAGUCCAUUGUGCGCAUAUAAUAUAGCGCAGUUACCCUUUUUUUUCUUCCAAAACAGAAAUGUGAGUUGUAUUGAAAACUGGUCUUAAAAUUACGUAAUUUCAUUACGAAUAUCCACGUUGUUGAGACAUCCGUUAUCCCACAUAUUUGUGAUAGCGACACAUGUCUUUUCCACAUGAAUAAGUGAUGAAAAUGCGACUAUAAAGGGGACGGGGAACUAUUGUCAGGGCCAACUCCACUGCUUUGUUGAUUCCUCUUUCCUCCUAAGGUCUAUAUUUUAAAAGGUGAAGAGAAACACCAGUAAAUUCGAGGCACUACUUUGUCUUAUGACAUUAUACAUAAAAGUUUAGUUACUUACAGUAUGUAAGGCUUUAAAAUUAUUUAUAUAGACCUCAGGGGGUACUCAAAGUUAUAAGGGACUAUGAGACCAUAAAUUUGGCAUAUAUCUAGACGAUCAACGUGCUCAAAACACCAUUCAGUUUUCAUUAAUUAUUAUCUUUCGUCCAGAUAUAUUCGCUAUGAAAAUCUUAAGAAAAUGCACAAAUGAUACGGCACGUUAAUAUGUUUUCCAAAGCAUACUUUGUAUAAAUUCGUAUGAUAGGAUAAUAACACCAAUGAUAUAUGCGAACAGAGGACAUAUAUUGGAUAUAUGUAUAUGUAUGCUUUGGAAACUCAGGCCGAGCACUGUCAACAACCUUGUCGUUAUUCAACCUUAAUAGAUUUAAACCAUUUUAACUGCGCACCCCUUUCCGACCUACGGUCACAUCAUAAGUAUAUGCAACACGCAGCAAAAAUACCUACUAUGUUAGGUUUAUGUGUGCGUUACGUCUUUAGAUGUAGAUUGUAGGUUCAAUAAAGAGGAUCUCAGAUUGAAAAUGGUUUGUCUGUACGGUUAUAGUAAAUUGCUUGACUGAUUUUAUAUAACAGCGACAAGGUUGUGGGACUUAAUGUUUAAAUAUUAUGUAUUUAGUUAAUCCGAGUUUUAAAACGGUUUUUUUAUUUAAUAUAAGUCAGUGCGCUCGUUUUAAUAGUUAUCUGUUUAUAACUUGUGGGCUCUCUACACACCACCAGAAAAAUAUUGUCUUUGAUGUAUAAAAUUAUUUUAUCUCCAUGUAGACUUUGGAAACAAUAAUGUUUGAUGUAUACACAGGUAUAAUGCGACAUAAAAUAGUAGAAAUUAAAUAAAAUGGAGGUAAAAAAAUGUCCAUACUAAAUUGUUGGCAUGUUUAAGCAUUUUACGUCAAAAAUGUGACAGUUACGUAAGAAGUGGCGCCCUCAAUAAUUUUCUACAGUUUCUUGUCGGACUAUAGGAGUUGUACGUUUUUUCCGUAACUGUUUCAGCACUUUCAGCUAUAUUUGUGUAGACUUGAGAAAAAUAGUCAAGGACAAAGUAGAAUAACUAGUGUCGUCUAGCUAAUUUAGGGACCAUUGCAAUUGACACUUAGAAGCUGUCUCAAGUGUCUCAAGGAUAAACUAGCUAUUAUUGAAACUAAUUUCCGAAACAAUUAUUCAAGAUGAAAAAUCAGUUACGUAAAACUCAAUAAUUAAAGGUAUCUCUUUUGUAUGUUUCUAGAAGGUCCAAAUAUCUGACAACUAAUAGGAUUUUAUAUUUUGAUUGGAUAUAUUUACGGAUAAUAAAUUAUUUGGGUUACUUACUAGUUGCAAAACAUGUUUGUGCUGGACAAGUAUCUGUAUUUAAUUAAUUGUAAUUAUCAAAUUGUUAGGAUGUUAAAAAUUCAAGUAACUUGUUCUUUGUUUAACUUGUGGUUUUUAAAGGAGUAUGUACUCGUAUGUGUAUGAGUAGACACAUUGUUUCCUGUGCAAUUGAUUCGAUUUUUUUUUAAAUCUAAAAGCAAAAAAUAUAUGUUGCACAUUAUAUUUACCUAACAGUAUUGAGCAUUUCGUAUCCCAGGACACAAUAUACAUGUUUUUAAAAACAUUUCGUGAUGUAACUGUAAUGUUUGUUGUAACCGCUAUGAAAUACUUUAAAUAUCAAUGAAUAUAGAAUGAAAUAUUAGCAUAUGUCGAAUAUUAUAUCAUUCUGUGUGAACUAUAUGUGUUAUAACUAUAUACAAAACUAAACUUCAAGUGAGGUUUAAAGUUCCUCUUACCAAUUAGAUGUAACACUGCUAAUAUAGCUCUCAAUGAAAGUUGUAGUUGAUUUUUCAUGCGUUGGUCCGCUUUGCCUAUUCGCGUGAGCUUGCGCACUCGACGCCUUGUUUAUGUAUGUAUUCAAAUUACUAUAUAAUGUGCCUUAUCGAAAUAAAACGUGGAAAACUGA